CUCUGCGCGACUCGGGCGGGCAAUUUUGAAGGCAGCGCUGUUGUUGUCAUCGAGUGGAGUUUGUCGUGAAUCACCUGAAAGGUAAACUGGUUGCUUUUACCGGAGUGAGUACAGUAUGAACGAAGGGACGCCUCACAGCGCGAUGAAGGAGUUAAAUCAGCUUCACAACCCGCAGCGGAGACGUUCGCCGCGGCUUAGUUCUCCGCUGAAAAGCGUCAACAAAAUGGCGCUAACGUCCCUAGCAGUUCAGCGCUCCAUCACUGUGAGGAAAAUAGCUCCCAGAAAAACUGCCGCCCCAUCAGAACACAACAAGGAGAACACGCCGAAGCGGCCCGUAGACAUCGAGCAGAAGAAGCCAAAGGUCUCAACGCCUGAUCCGAUCCCGGAUUGCAGGGCCUCCUCCUCUUCCAAGAAGAAGAAGAAGAAAGCCACAAUGCCCUCUCCGAUUCUCUCCUCAUCCCCACCGGCCUCCUCUCAGCCCCAGCAGCCGGCAGCAGAUCCAGAGGACGCAGUGUGGUCGCAGAAAGUCCGCCGAUCCUACAGCAGGCUCAGCGACAGGUCCCUCAGCAGCGCCGACCCUCGCGACACUUUAUUCGGCUUUGAGAAGCUGAGGACCCCCGAGGUGGUCCGGAGGGUUGAGCAAUCCAGAACCGCCCUGGAAUUGUCCGGGUGUGGUCUGAACUCAUUCACGUCUUUACUGGAGCCCGAGGACUGUGGCUCAGGCUUCCCCGAGCCGGACCCGAACAUCCCCGGGGUGGUCGUGGUGAAGGAGAAGAGGAGGAGGAGGAAGGUGCAGCCGAUCGACUCCUCGGAGCUGGAGGUCCUGGCCGCGAAGAUGAACGCGGAGUUUGAGGAGGCGGAGGAGUUCGAGCUGGUGGUGGAGUAAAACCGGACUGUGGAGCAUCCCAGACAAGCCCAGAUUCUGGAUUUAAUCCCGCGAAGUGUUCCUGUUCCCCCUGAUUCUGGUUUCAUGAAGAGAAGCUUUAUUCUUUCAUGUUAGAAAUAAAAUCAUAAACUGGAUCGUUUCCGUCUGAAACCAUAAAGAUCUGAUUUGCAGAGAGAAAACUGCAGCUUUUAAGUGGGUUUUAAAGGGUUUUUGUCUCAAACUGUUUAUUUGUUCACAUGGAUGAAGCUGUAGCUUGUAAACGUUUCUACCUUUUUCUGGACUGAAAUGACAUUUUUAUUUUCUGGAUUCUUCCUGACGUGAUGCUGAAAACAACAGCAGUCAGCAUAUUUCUGUCUCCAUGUUUUUACAGCGUUUUAAUGUCAGAGUUGAUUUUUUCUGCCUUCCUCCAAGCUGAAAUAAAGGCAGACUUAGUGAAAUCUGAA
Messenger RNA from Melanotaenia boesemani (Boeseman's rainbowfish), 1329 nucleotides. RefSeq names its product cell division cycle associated 5 (gene cdca5). Bases 116 to 886 code for a protein of 256 amino acids. The transcript has a single exon. NCBI's taxonomy places the organism in Eukaryota, Metazoa, Chordata, Actinopteri, Atheriniformes, Melanotaeniidae. The record is from RefSeq and is a predicted model, not a curated record.